Molecule: messenger RNA, 1521 nt
Organism: Didymodactylos carnosus
Lineage: Eukaryota; Metazoa; Rotifera; Eurotatoria; Philodinida; Philodinidae
Source: the annotation of a GenBank genome assembly
AUGGCCGAUGACAUGGGUUGGGGUGAUUUGGGCGCGAAUUGGCCCAAUACACGUGAUACUCCAUUUCUUGAUUAUUUAGCUUCUAUAAGUAUUCGCUUGCCAGAUUAUCACAGUGGAGCGUCAGUUUGCAGUGUUAGUCGAGCAGCUCUAUUAACUGGGCGAUUAACGCCACGUACGGGUGUUUGGCAAAAUUUCGCCUCAACUGCCCUUGGGGGACUGCCUGUUAAUGAAACUAUCAUUUCGGAACUUUUAAAAAGUGUUGGCUAUGCAACUGCUAUUCAUGGUAAAUGGCAUCUCGGACAUCAACCUCCGUUUCAUCCUUCAUACCGAGGAUUCGAUGAGUAUAUCGGUGUUCCAUAUAGUAUUGAUAUGGGCUGCACAGAUAAUCCUGGAGCUAACCAUCCACCUGUCAAAGUUUGUCCUAAAGAUCCGCCGCUUCAUUUCGAACAAAAACAUGAACAUCCUAAUGAUCUAAGAAAAGUUAUUGAAGCUGAUUUAACAGUUGGUAUACCACUGUAUCAAUGUCUUACACCUCGAUGUUUUAAUGAUAACUGUAAUAAAGAAAUCAUUGAACAGCCAGUUAAUCUUUCAACUUUAACACAAUCGUAUAUUGAUAAUGAUCGACGAUUUAUUCAACAAAGUGUAGAAGCAAAGCAACCAUUCUUUCUAUAUUUACCCUUAUCACACAUGCACGUACCGCAUGAUUAUGCACGACAGUUCAAAGAUACAAGUGCUUUGCCAAGUGUUUAUGGUGACACACUACGAGAAUUAGAUUAUCAUGUCAAUCAAACGUAUCAACUGUUAAAAGAUUUAGAUAUUUUAAACCAAACACUGUUGAUCUUUACCAGUGACAACGGACCAUGGUCAUCAAAAUGUGAUUUAGCAGGAAAUCAAGGACCAUUUAUGGGUGUAUGGCAAGCGUCACCAUUACCUUCUGGAGGUGGAGGAGGAGGCACAGCAAAGUUCACAACAUGGGAGGCAGGACAUCGUGUUCCAUUCAUUGCACAUUGGCCGGGCAUGAUCAAACCGGGCACCUUCUCUAAUGCCGUUGGGUCGCACUUGGAUAUGAUGCCAACUAUUGCAAAUCUUGCUAAUUUUACUUUACCGUCAGAUCGCAGCUUUGAUGGAAUUGAUCUGAGUCCGGUGCUUUUUGAUGGUUCCGACCAGGGCCAUGAAUAUCUAUUUCAUCCAGAUAUGCUUGGCAUACUUUCAGCAGUUCGUUAUAAUCAAUAUAAAGCUUAUUAUAUGACAUAUCCUGCGAUUGACGGAGCAUGUGGUGGUAAAGAAGGCUUUAUCAGCCCUCAUGAACCACCGCUAGUUUUUGAUCUUAGCCGUGAUUUGGCUGAAUCAACUCCAAUAGUGGUUUCGCAAUCAGUGUACGAUGCUAUUGAUCAAGCAUUACAAGCAAAGUUAAAAGAUAUUGCCUCAACACCGCGCACAAAAGUUGAUUAUCGAAUAGGAGGAUUAGAUGCACGCGCUUGCUGUGAUGCAGGACAUAUUGUUUGUCGUUGUACGGACUGA